Messenger RNA from Schistosoma intercalatum, 1394 nucleotides. NCBI's taxonomy places the organism in Eukaryota, Metazoa, Platyhelminthes, Trematoda, Strigeidida, Schistosomatidae. The record is from the annotation of a GenBank genome assembly.
CUCUAACACUUGACCUUGCCUUCGUCCUGCAGCUGCUGUAUAUGUGGGUAUAUUUACAUUGAUACUGUGUAAUUUUCAUGACAACGCACCGUGGUCCAAAUUAAAGUUAGCUGCGCGUUGCCUGCUUGUGAUUGAUAAUAAAUAUGGAUGAGAUUAUCCCAGGUCUAUGGCUUGGACCUAUGCCAUUUGCAGAAAAUAUUUCAGUCUUAAAAAGAAAUGGAAUAAUGUCAAUUUUAACAUUAGAUAUCCUGCCAUUAGACUGCAAUGUAUUCAAAGGAUUUAACAUGAAGUUCUUAUAUCUGCGUGACGAGCCAUCCCAGGAUUUGCUGGAAAUUCUUGAAGAUGCUUUAAGUUUUAUUGAUGAAAGUAUAAAAAAUAACUCAAAUAUUUUGGUUCACUGUGCUAUGGGUGUAUCUCGCAGCGCCAGUGUUGUAAUCGCCUACCUGAUGCGUCGAAAUCAUUUAUCCUAUGAAGAGGCUUAUAAUAUUGUUUCAAGGAAACGGAGUAUUUUUCCCAAUAAUGGAUUUAUUAAUCAGUUAAAGUUGUUUCAUACUAUGAAGUGGACGGUCAACCGUGAUUCUCCAUUAUUUCAACAAUAUAUGACGAAAAGAACCUUCUCAGUUUUUACGGAUUAUAAUGGUGAUCUUUUAGAAAGUCAAACAGUCUAUCAGUUGCACAACACACCUUCAAGUUUUAGAUGUAAAAAAUGCAGACAAGUGUUAUUCAAUUCGAAUCAGUUACGCAUUCAUCAAAAACCGGAGACAACACCUAAUCCUCUUAUAAAUUCUACAAAAUUCAAGAACACUGAUAACGUAUCUAGUGUCCUAAUCAAAGGUGUUUCAUUAAAUAACUCUCCUUUACAAUGUGAUAAAAAUGAAUUGUUCUGUGACCCAUUGGAAUGGACAUUGCACAGUACUAGUGAUGUUCAAGGAAAGCUUUAUUGUCCUGGAUGCAACGCUAAAGUUGGCUCUUUCAAUUGGUGUGGCGAACCAUGUGUAUGUGGCACAUGGGUAGUUCCAGCAUUUCAUUUCAAUCGUAAUCACAUUGAUCGUGUACCAAUACGUUCGAGAAAUGUGAUUACUAUUCCAUCGAAGCCUGUAGAAGACAGCAAUUCCUUCGUUACGAAUGCCGAUAUGAAUCAAUCAUAAUCUUAUCCACUGUAUGUUACCUCUAUCCUAUAUUGUUCUGUCUUCUUUGUAAUAUAUGAGCGCGCAUUUACAUCAAACUGAUAGUUUUCUCAAGUUUCCUACUCUUUCCUCAAAUACAAUUUAAGUCAACUUAAAAUCUUCAAGAGAUUUAUUUCUUAUGAUUUAUUUGAUUACUAUGUAUAUUUCCCACUUUGUUUUAGAAUAGUUGGAUCCAUUCGUUUUAUCAAUAAAACUACAUUCUGUUUC